UAUUAAUUUCCAGCGACUUGGCUUGAGGUCGCACAGGUACGGAAGCUCGGUGGUAUUUACCAGAACAUAUUGGAUAAAUCAACCUAAAUAUUCUCCUUCUGAAGUUAAUUUUCGUUUUGUGAACAGGCAGAAAGACAAUAUAGAUACCAGGAUAACUACAUGUACAUGUAUCAGAAACUGAAGAAGAUCUUGGAAAUAUGGAGACGGAUUUCUUCAUCAGCAACAUCCAGAAGAUAGUCCUUUAUGAAACCAAAGCUAGGUUUUACAUCAUAGGGUCCAACAAUGCUGAAACCGAGUUCAGAGUGUUGAAAAUUGAUCGGACAGAAGCUAGAGAGCUACUCCUCACAGAUGAUAAGAUCUCCUACACUCUCCCUCAAAUCAAGGACCUCCUGCAGACACUGCGCCAUGGCAACAGAGGGGCCUCCCCUGCCCCCUCCUCGUCAUCGAACCCCAUGGCUGGAUGGUCUCGAAAUGUCUCUGCUUUCGGGAUAGCUGGCUUUGUCAGAUUCCUAGAGGGGUAUUAUAUCAUCCUGAUUACGAAGAGGAAAAAGGUCGCUAUUAUUGGAGGUCACACCAUUUACAAGAUUGAAGAUACUUCCAUGGUUCAUAUCCCUCACGACAACUUUCGCAAGCAACAUCCCGAUGAAGCAAGGUACCUGAAGAUGUUUCAGAAUGUGGAUUUGUCCAGUAAUUUCUACUUCAGUUAUAGCUACGAUCUGACACAUUCUUUACAACACAACCUGAGUGCUUAUCAAAACAAAGGUGAAGUGGGGAAUCCCCGGGUGGUACCCAUCCACACCAAGCCCAAGUUUGCCUGGAACCACUACCUAUGGAACAGGUUUCAGGACCAGGUCCAUCCUUGCUGGGCCAUCCAUGUCAUCCACGGUUUCGUGGGACAGUGCAAUAUUUGCGUCUUUGGUAGACCAGUGCUGAUGACACUGGUAGCAAGAAGAUCUGCUCAUUAUGCUGGCACAAGGUUCCUCAAACGUGGAGCAAAUUCUGAGGGAGGAGUUGCCAACGAGGUGGAAACUGAGCAGAUUGUUCACGAAGCUUCCUUGUCCGAGCUCAAGAGAGGGCGCUUCGCAUCGUACGUCCAGCAUCGUGGAUCCGUGCCGGCCCUUUGGUCUCAGGACAUCACCACUAUGGUACCUAAACCACCCAUUAAUAUUGACAUGGCUGAUCCCUUUGCCCAUCUAGCAGGACGUCACGUCAAUGACCUGUUCAGUAGGUUUGGAUCUCCUGUCAUUGUUGUCAAUCUUGUCAAGAAGAGAGAAAAGAGGAAAAGGGAAAGCCAUCUGACAGAAGCUUUAUCCGCUAGUCUUUCCUACUUGAACCAGUUCCUCCCUCCCAAGCACCAAGUACAGUACAUACACCUGGACAUGGCAAGAUACACCAAGAAUAAGAACGCGGAUGUGAUGUCAAAACUGGAGAAGAUAGCUUCAAGGUCAGUUGAGAAGACUGGUAUCUUCCUGAGCGGACAUGCCAUCCACCCCAGCAUACCCGUCAGAGAAGGCGCCAGGACUGAUAUACCUCAGGAAGGUACUUGUGAACAGGUCUUCAUCAGACAGAUGGGUGUGGUGAGAACCAACUGUGUGGACUGUCUGGAUAGGACCAACACGGCACAGUUUGUCACCGGAAAAUAUGCUCUCGGUCAUCAGCUUUACUCUCUGGGUGUGGUUGCUGAUCCUGAGCUUGAGUUUGACUCAGAUGUAGUAAGGAUGCUAGAGGAUCUGUAUGAAGACAUGGGUGAUACAUUGGCCCUGCAGUACGGUGGCUCUCAGCUCGUUCACAGUAUCAGUACGUACAGGAAGAUCGCUCCGUGGACCUCACACUCAAGGGAUAUCAAGCAGACCCUGUCACGCUACUAUAGCAAUGCAUUCUCAGACAAUGACAAACAAAGUGCAAUCAACCUAUUCCUGGGAGUGUUUACACCACGAGAAGGACGGCCCAACCUUUGGGAGUUGCCCACGGACUACUACCUUCAUCACACCGAUGCAUCGGGCACUGGCACAGACAAGAGAUGUGCCCGGUGGUGCGACAACAGCGUUUUGGAAAGUCUUCCCUUGCCAUGCGAAGAAGUCCAGAAGUUUGUGGUCAUGGAAACGGCAGAUAUGGACCACCUUCCGGAGGACUGCAUCGACACGUAUUUGGACCUUUACCGUCCAUUCCAGCUGGCGUUCUUGGAUGAGAAUUUUUUCUUCAAGCUUAUCCCUCACUCACUUAGGCAUUACUCAAGUCGAGAUUCUAAGGAACUGAGUCCUUUCACAGCUAGGGUGACCCAAAGCAAGAGAGCUGAGGAUAACAGUUCCAAGGCAAGCCGGGCCGCCAGAGCGGGCACACCCAAAUCCUCUUCGGAAGAUGGCUCCACCUCCUGCGGGACAUCGUCCAGUAGCGAUGAGACAUCGGAUGAUAGUUGCUUCGACGCAGGACUAGGGACUGCAUCGCGGUCAUCACUCACCAUGAAGGAUAUGUUUCCUUCGAUGAAGGAAGCCUAUGGAGUACAGAUCAAACCGCCGGAGAGAAAAGACGUGGCUUUGUAUCAAAGGAGCACAACAAUCUGGGAAAAUGCUGGGUUUUCCACUGUGGGACUCAACUCACAGCAGGAGGUAAUGACUCUUCAUUCAGACAUCUCUGAUUCACGCAUCAAACGCUGUAUGAAAAGGGCUACAAGGAUAAUCCCAAGCAGCGGUUUCUCCUUGGAUACGUCGGUGCGGGUGACACCGCCGACCGUGGAUCGCGCGUCUCGAGCCAAGUACGAGGCCCAUGUGCUGUGCGGAGCCAACGGUCCAAGACCCUGUUUGGCCAAGGACCUGAGUCGGUACAGAGAGUACUUCAGGGAACCAAGGCAGUUUACCAGGCAUAAGUGAAGAGAGUCACCAUCAGUAAAAAAAUUUACAAAGUGCAUGUUAAUGUGUUGUAACGCAUAAAGUCUCUAGACAUCCCUUGUUUGACCUCAAAGUAACCCACUGGAAUGAACUUUUAAUCCUCGUCCUACUACCAGUACUCACCCCAAAUUCUACAGUACCGGUAUUCAUAGAAAUAGCGGGUGGGAAUCGGAUAAGAAUCAUUAAGUGUAUGUCAAUGUGCUGUAACACAUAAAGUCUCUGAAGACCGUUGUGUGACCUUACUAAAAGUAACCCACGUAAAUGAACUUUCAAUCCUCGGCCUGCUUCACUCCCCCUCAAUUCUACAAUAUCGAUUU
This is a messenger RNA of Strongylocentrotus purpuratus (purple sea urchin), 3202 nucleotides long. It is a transcript of the gene fig4, whose product is annotated as polyphosphoinositide phosphatase. The coding region runs from base 198 to 2867 and encodes 889 amino acids. Gene Ontology annotation, cellular component: intracellular membrane-bounded organelle. Gene Ontology annotation, biological process: phosphatidylinositol dephosphorylation. The record is from RefSeq and is a predicted model, not a curated record. NCBI's taxonomy places the organism in Eukaryota, Metazoa, Echinodermata, Echinoidea, Camarodonta, Strongylocentrotidae. The transcript is spliced from 26 exons. Gene Ontology annotation, molecular function: phosphatidylinositol-3,5-bisphosphate 5-phosphatase activity.